Molecule: messenger RNA, 1989 nt
Organism: Caenorhabditis briggsae
Lineage: Eukaryota; Metazoa; Nematoda; Chromadorea; Rhabditida; Rhabditidae
Gene: Cbr-glna-2
Product: Protein CBR-GLNA-2
Exons: 8
Coding region: 1-1989 (662 amino acids)
Biological process (GO): L-glutamine catabolic process
Molecular function (GO): protein binding; glutaminase activity
Source: RefSeq, a predicted model, not a curated record
AUGUUUCCUUUUUCUACUUCUCUUUUUCGCCAAAACGUUAGUUUCGUUAUCUUCUUAUUCAUUAGAAAAACUGUCAAUCUUCGUUUUUUUCUGUCCUUUCAGACGCAGUACUGUUCAAUGACUACACCCCAUACGAACACCACCACUCAAAAGAGCGUCAUGUAUCGAAUUCCAUCGGAGAGGACUUUGGAAAGUCUUCACGAGAUGAUUGGGUCCCGAAUGUCCAAGAUGUCUCUUAAAAACACACUUCGUGGAAUUUCGAAUCCCUAUGAAAGAGAUGAAUCCGAAGGAAGUGAGGAUAUGAUUUUCGAGUUGUUCAAAAUUCCCAACAAAAAUGAAGCAUCAAUUGGAAAACUAUUGACGGUUCUCCGUCAACUCGGUCUUCGUGACGAUGAUCCUCGUUUAGUCCCAAUGAUGGAAAAGAUCAGGGAUUUCGAAAAAAUCGCAGAGGAGAAAAUUGCGGAAGCCAAAGAGCAAAAACAUUGGAAACUGACCAAGGAGCAGUUUAAGGAGUGCAUCGCUCCAAGCAUCGACAUUGUGUCCCGUGCACUUCAAACCGAUAUGGUGAUUCCGAAUUGGAUAAAUUUUGUGGAGAAGAUCAGAAAUAUCUAUAACGAGUGUAAAGAAAUAAAAGACGGGCAGGUGGCAACCUAUAUUCCACAAUUGGCAAGACAGUCACCGCACUUGUGGGCUGUUUCGUUGUGCACUGUUGAUGGGCAGAGGGCCUCAUUUGGAGAUGUCAAGCACAACUUCUGUGUUCAAUCUGUGUCCAAGGCAUUCAACUAUGCCAUCGUGGCAUCUGAUAUCGGAGCAGAUGUGGUGCAUUCCUAUGUUGGACAAGAGCCAAGUGGACGACUAUUCAAUGAGAUUUGUUUGGAUUCUACUAACAAACCCCAUAAUCCGAUGGUCAACUCUGGAGCAAUCGUUAUCACCUCACUGAUCAAAAACAAGACCAACAUGGCUGAUCGCUUCGAUUUCGUCCUCAACCAGUACCGUAAAAUCGCCGGAAACGAGUACAUCGGAUUCAACAAUGCCACGUUCCUAUCAGAAAGAGCUACAGCUGACAGAAAUUAUGCGUUGUCGUAUUUUAUGAAAGAGAAUAGAUGUUUCCCGAAAGAGACAGAAUCCCUUACCGAUGCUCUUGACUUCUAUUUCCAAUUGUGCUCCGUAGAGGUGACAUGUGAAUCGUUAGCUGUGAUGGCGUCCACUCUAGCCAAUGGAGGAGUCUGCCCAAUCACUAAUGAGACGUGUAUUGCUCCGAAUCCAUGUCGGGAUGUGCUCUCGUUGAUGUACUCCUGUGGAAUGUAUGAUGCAUCUGGACAGUUUUCGUUCAAUGUUAGAAUCUCUAAUUUUCUAAAAAAAUUAUUUAAAAAAUUGCAGGUCGGCCUCCCAGCAAAAUCUGGAGUGUCUGGCGCGAUGAUUGUCGUGGUACCUAAUGUGAUGGGUCUUUGUCUAUUCUCCCCGCCAUUGGAUACCCUUGGAAACAGUUGCAGAGGAGUUGCGUUUUGCAAGAAACUUGUGUCCACGUUCAACUUCCACAAUUACGAUUGUUUGGUGCAUAACUCAAAUAUGAAGAGUGAUCCGAGACGACGAGACAUAAGAGAACGAGAUCGUCUGAUUCCUGUAUUCCAUGUGGCGCGUGCUGGAGAUCUCCCAACGAUGAGAAGACUCUACAUGCAGGGAGAGGAUCUGAACACUUCGGAUCAUGACGAUCGAACAGUUUUACACAUCGCCGCUACAGAAGGAUAUGAAACCAUGAUCAAGUUCUUGGUCAAUGUGGCAAAAGUUGAUGUGGAGAAAAAAGAUCGAUGGGGGAAAAAUGCGUUGGAUGAGGCAAAGUUCUUUGAGCACACCGGGGUGGCGAGGUUUUUGGAGAAGGCUAUGAAGAGGCCAGAACAACACCGCAAAGAUUCGGUCUCCUCGCUGGACACAGACGACGAAAUCGACGAUGACGGAUUCCCAGAAAAGCCAUGUUUUACUAUUGAAUAG